Messenger RNA from Salvelinus namaycush (lake trout), 1886 nucleotides. Its product is annotated as cytohesin-3-like. NCBI's taxonomy places the organism in Eukaryota, Metazoa, Chordata, Actinopteri, Salmoniformes, Salmonidae. Gene Ontology annotation, molecular function: guanyl-nucleotide exchange factor activity. Bases 3 to 1169 code for a protein of 388 amino acids. Gene Ontology annotation, biological process: regulation of ARF protein signal transduction. The record is from RefSeq and is a predicted model, not a curated record. The transcript has 12 exons.
CAAUGCUUAGCUCAAUGGAGAGGCAGGAGAUAGACACCAGGAAGUUUCAUAAGAGUGACCUAUUAGAUGACAUUCAGAAGCUGAGGUUGGAGAUUAACAGCGUCAUGACGGAAAUCCACAACAUUGAGGCGGACGAGGAGAACAAAAAUGUUGUGAGAAACAAGAGGUUCUUAAGUGGGAAAAAGAAAUUCAACAUGGACCCUAAAAAGGGUAUUCAGUACCUGGUUGACAAUGACCUGUUGGAGUGGACAGCAGAGGCAGUGGCUGAGUUCCUAUACAAAGAGGAAGGACUGAACAAGACAGCCAUUGGGAACUUUUUAGGAGAGAGGGAGGAAAUGCACCUUCAAACUCUGAAAGCCUUUGUAGAACUACACGAGUUCUCCGACCUGAAUCUGGUGCAGGCACUGAGGCAGUUCCUGUGGAGUUUCCGUCUCCCUGGAGAAGCCCAGAAGAUUGAUAGGAUGAUGGAGGCAUUCGCUACACGCUACUGUGACUGUAAUGCAGGGGUCUUCCAGUCAACAGACACCUGCUACAUCCUGUCCUUUGCCGUCAUCAUGCUGAACACCAGUCUCCAUAACCCCAACGUGAAGGACAAGCCCACUCUGGAGCGCUUCUUCAGUAUGAACAGAGGCAUCAACAACGGGGGUGACCUGCCCAACGACCUGCUCAUGAAACUCUAUGAGAGCAUUCGGAACGAGCCGUUCAAAAUUCCAGAGGAUGAUGGGAACGACCUCACACACACCUUCUUCAACCCAGACAGAGAGGGUUGGCUGCUCAAAAUGGGAGGAAGGGUGAAAACAUGGAAGAGGCGGUGGUUUAUUUUGACAGACAGCUGUCUGUACUACUUUGAGUAUACCACAGAUAAAGACCCCAUAGGGAUCAUUCCCCUUGAGAACCUCUGUGUAAGAGAGAUAGAAGACUCUAUCAAACAGUAUUGUCUAGAGAUCUACAACCCCAGAGGGCAGAAGAUCAAGGCGUGCAAGACAGAGAACGGAGGCAGGGUGGUGGAGGGGAAACACCAGUCCUACAGGAUGAGUGCAGCCACAGCAGAUGAGAGAGAUGACUGGAUAGGCUCCAUCAGAGCAAGUAUCACCAAGGAUCCCUUCUACGACCUGGUGUCAUUGCGCAAGAGGAAAGUCAUCAACAACAACAAUGCUUCACAGGACUGAGACAUCGGACAUGAUAUAAAGCAUCAUGGGAAUUGAGCCCGGUAAUGAUCUGUAGAGGUCCCUCUCCGUAACAGCCAGUUUUUUGAAAUGCUUGGAAAUGAUGGACUGGUUCAAGUAAAUAGACAUGGCGCUUAACAUUACAAUGCUGUACAGUACAGCAUUAGUGCAAUACUGUAACUCAGAAUGAAAAAAAAUAAUUGUGACCUGUGUGUGGUUUAAAGCUGUCAAACCAGAAUCUCCCCAUACCUCAUACUGUAGGUCUAAUUUUAUGUUUGAAGUUAGAGUCACUCAGUCUGUUCAAUUACUAAUAUAAAGUGAUUUCUGUCAUUAUUUCUUAGAAAUAAGAAUUUAAAAGUACGUGGGAGAGAGUUGCAAACCAAAAUAAGUGUGUAGCACUGUAAUAAUAAUAAUAAUGCAUCAUUCUAUAAGGACAGAUUUGAACAUGUAAUGUAUAAUGCAAAGUUACUAAAAUGUAGUUGUAUAUAGUUCUAAUUGAUUCUGUACCAUAAGCAUAGAACAAUGGAAAUAUCAGGUAAGUAUUACGGAAAUGCACCACCUUUUCACCUUGCACCAGGCUCAGCGAUUUCAGUUCCUAGUAAGCCUCUGUACUACUAGCCUUUUCCUCUCCCAAGCCUGUAGAAUUCCUGUUACGUGGACACAAAACUUCAACACUGAUUCAGUGUUCAUACAGGAAAUAUAUAUGGAUUUAUUUUUCAA